GAUAAAACUGCGGCAAUGGCAGGAAUGCACCACCCGUAUUUUAUGUGAUGCUGGAUGGAACCCAGGGGUUUGUAGUGCAUGCUAGGCAGGAUAUAUAUAUCUGCAACCACAAUUGGUAGAAAUGCUUCAAGUCCUUUUCUGUCCGCUUUCCUUCAGUUUUGAUGGUAGCAGUUGCAGCGUCAAGCAAGUGGCUGGAUGGUUUUCGAAAAUGGUAUUAUAAUGCUGCAGGAUUCAAUAAACUGGGGUUAAUGCGAGAUGAUACAAUGGAUGAAAGUGAAGAUGUAAAAGAAGCCAUAAGAAGGCUUCCUGAGGACCUUUAUAAUGACAGAAUGUUUCGCAUUAAGAGAGCCCUGGACCUAACUAUGAGGCAUCAGAUCUUGCCGAAGGAGCAAUGGACAAAAUAUGAGGAGGACAAAUUCUACCUUGAACCCUAUCUGAAAGAGGUUAUUCGGGAACGAAAAGAGAGAGAAGAAUGGGCAAAGAAGUGAUUGAGAUUGUCAUUGAGAUCUGUGGGUAUGCCUGGUCUCAGCAUGUUUUUAUGACAUUAUUUCAACUUGAAUCACAAUUUAAGAAUUAUUGGCUCUGCAGAUGCCUCACUUUAAAUAAAUAUCUACUGUAAA
Meriones unguiculatus (Mongolian gerbil) is the source of this 620-nucleotide messenger RNA. Its product is annotated as cytochrome b-c1 complex subunit 7. NCBI's taxonomy places the organism in Eukaryota, Metazoa, Chordata, Mammalia, Rodentia, Muridae. The transcript is spliced from 5 exons. Gene Ontology annotation, biological process: mitochondrial electron transport, ubiquinol to cytochrome c. The record is from RefSeq and is a predicted model, not a curated record. The coding region runs from base 162 to 488 and encodes 108 amino acids.